Messenger RNA from Parascedosporium putredinis, 1473 nucleotides. Lineage: Eukaryota; Fungi; Ascomycota; Sordariomycetes; Microascales; Microascaceae. The record is from the annotation of a GenBank genome assembly.
AUGCCGGAUCUGUCUGCGGGGAGCGGUGCACAGGGAAUUGGCGGCGCAACAGUAACGCUGCUUCACUCCCUCGGUGCGCACGUAUUUUUCGGCGACUGGGACGACGUCAAGGGUCGCAAACUCGAGCAAGAUCUCGGCAGCGGCCAAGCAAACGGUGGUUCCGCGUACUUCCAAAAGUUGGAUGUCCGGGACUACAACUCCCAGCUUGCGCUGUUCGACGCUGCUUAUACCAAGCAUGGCAAAGUCGAUGUCGCCAUCUCGUGCGCAGCCGUUGGUGAGCCCGCGGGCUGGUUCGAACCUGAGGACCUCAACUUAGAGACCGUUCGAAAUGAGCCAGGUCCCGUCAAGGAUCACAUUGAAAUCAACUUGACCAGCGUCAUCUCCUUUUCCCGGAUCGCCCUCGCUUACAUGAAGUCGAAUAACUCGGAGCUAGCCCCCGCCGAGGACUUCUCCAAGUCCAUCGUGCUCGUUUCGUCCAUUGCCGGAAUCACGGAAGCGCCCGGUCUCUUCGCCUACUCACCCGCCAAGCACGGCGUGAUCGGCCUCAUGAGGGCCCUCCGGCCCUGGGCACCCGUCAAGUACGGCGUGCGCGCCAACGCAAUCUGCCCCUGGGCUACGGAUACGCACCUCCUCAGCGGCGUGAAGGAUAAGUGGGUCAAGGAGAAGAUGCCGAUGAACACCCCCGAGAACGUGGCCCGGCUCAUCCUCCAAUGCGCCGCCGACAAGGCGUUGAACGGCACGGCCGUCUUCGUCUCGGGCGGGCGCGGGUUCGACACAGAGGAGGGAAUCAACCGGACGCUACCGCAGUGGAUGGGAGAGGAGAAUGCCAAGCAGUUCUUGCGAGGGCAAGAGGUCUUGGGCCUGGCCUGCGUAAUUCCACGACCUAUCGGCUGGAUCUCCACGACGAGUCCCGAUGGCAAAACACACAACCUCGCACCCUACUCCCAAUUCACAAACGUCACCUUUGAUCCGCCCUACGUCAUGUUCAGCGCAAACCAAACGUCGGGGAACAACCGCAAAGAUACAGUGGAAAACGCCGAGAAGUCGGGGAAAUUUUGCUGGAACCUAGCAACGUGGAAGCUGCGGGAACAGCUCAACGUGACGGCGGAGCAAGUCCAGUACGGCGUCGACGAAUUUGAGCGCGCUGGCCUCGAAAAGUCCUUCUCGUCCAAGCUCCCGGGAGACGCGAGCAACCCCGUCCCGAUGGUGGAACCCCCGAUGGGAACGGUGGAUAUUGUGAUUGGUCGCGUGGUGGGCGUGCACAUCGACGACAGCGUUCUCACGGAUGGCCGCAUCGAUGUGAAGAAAACGGAGCCCAUUGCGAGGUGUGGAUACUACGAUUAUACGGUGGUGAGGGAUACGUUUGAAAUGGUGAUUCCUGGGAUGGAUGAGGCUUUAUUAGCUGGGCUGGAGGGAAGCGUCAAGCUCCACGAGACGUUUGCGAGCCGGGAGGACGAGGAACGACGAGAAUGA